This is a messenger RNA of Ilex paraguariensis (yerba mate), 2225 nucleotides long. Lineage: Eukaryota; Viridiplantae; Streptophyta; Magnoliopsida; Aquifoliales; Aquifoliaceae. The record is from the annotation of a GenBank genome assembly.
AUGUUCUACUCGCAUACGUUCUUGGCUCGGAAAGGGCCACUGGGAACAGUAUGGUGUGCCGCACAUCUACAACAUAAGCUCAAGAAGUCUCACUACACCUCCACCAAUAUCCCCUCCACAGUCGAGCGCAUAAUGAAUCCAGAAGUCCCAAUUGCACUGAGAAUGUCUAGCCAUCUUCUGCUUGGUGUUGUUCGGAUAUAUUCGAAGCAAGUUGAAUAUCUAUACCACGACUGCAAUAUUGUAUUGAUAGGGAUAAGAAAGGCCUUUGCUUCAGUCGAAAUUAAUUUACCAGAAGAUGCGACUCAUGCACCGUUUCAUUCUGUAACUUUGCCAGACAAAUUUGAACUUGAUGCCUUGGAUUUGGAUGAUGACUGUUAUCAGGAUAGGUUUCAGGAUAAUCAUCUGAGGAGCCAGGAGGAGAUUACACUAACAGAUCAGUUUCCGAUUGAUAGAGAUUAUAUUGUCAUCACUUUUGAUGAGGAUGUACCGAGGAAUUCAUUGCGCAUGGAAGAUGUUUCUGGAUUGGGCCUCACACCAAUGGAGGAAGAUUCUCAUCCUUCAGUUUUAGAGCGAGCAACUGCUGACUUCCAAGAUCCUGGUCCCAUUAAUCAGACAGGAAUUAGCGAAACGCCUAAUGAAGAUGGUGUUUCUCAAAAUAUUCCUGAAAUUGAAGUAAUGCGUGAUGCUGUCCAUGACAUCCACUUCAAUGAUGCUCCUGUUUGGCUAGACCAAGGAAAUGAUGUACCUGGACUGGACAAAACUUUAGAACAGCAGAAAGAGAAGGAAAACCUUACCCCAAUUAUGGAAGAGCUGGUAUCUGGAGGUCACUCUCCUCCAUUUCAGAAAUACCAUGAACCGCCUUCUGCUACUUCGAAGCAAGCCUCUGAAAUCUAUGAUACACACAUUUCAUUUGGUGGAUAUACAUCACCUGAAUUGGCAAUUCGAUCAACUCCUCCGGUUGAGCAGCCAAAAGCAAAACCAAGAAAGAGAAAGCACUACUAUGAUGAGUCCACAGUGUUGACUAACAAGUUUAUGAAAAAGGCACUAGAAGAUUCUAGCGGUCUACAGCGGGUGAAAAAGGAUUGCCCUUGCUCUGCUUUGGGUGUUUGGAAAGUAAAUAAUAGAUUGAAAAAGGAUAAAGUCUUCAUUGAUCCUUUAAUGACUGGGUUGGGUGCUGAUCUUUGUGAUAUAUACAAGAAAGACUUCAUUUCUUCAAAACCACAUUUAGUUCCCACAGAGGCUGCUCAUCCAGAGACUAAUGUUUCAGAUCCUCCUAUUCCAGUGCAUGACCCUGAUAUGGAAAUUGAACAUCUUCGAAAUUAUGCAGGCCCUCUUAGCAGCAAUGUUUUGCACGAACUCUUGCCUUCUCCGAAUAGAUUCAUGUCUUCUCCAACUCGAGGAAAUGACUUCAGUCCUACCUCCACUACCAAUACGUUGUCAGUGUCAAAUCAGCUGGGAACAGUUAUGGGGACUGGAUCACUACCCUCACCAGACUUGGCAGCAUCUACUGGACCUGUUUGGUCUGACAUAGAAACACCAAUGACACUCUUAGAAGAGCGACUAGGUGUCGAAAAUACUGGUCUUUCUGACAUUCCUGAGCUGGUGAAUUCUGCAGGAGACCUAAAUUUUUUGGAAGAAGAUGAAAAUACACCAGCUGGAUCUCAAGGAACUCCUGGAGUUUGGUACUUAUCAAGAAAACAAAAAGGGACUCCAGAAAUUGAUGCAUUGUCUGCAAGAACAAGGGCUGUGGCUCAAUAUUUAAAAAGGCAGUUGUCAGUUACCCCUAUCUCAGAAGACUUAUCUGGAGAUCUCAGUCUGAACAAGAUCCUAGAAGAGAAAAGGAAAAAAAUAUGUGCUCGAAUGUUUUUUGAAACACUGGUUCUGAAGAAUUGUGGACUUGUAGAUGUACAACAAGAACAACCUUACGGUGAUAUCACUGUGAAGGUGACUCCAAAACUUUCAAAGGAACAAUUUCCAAGUUAAGUGCGCUCCGUAGGUCUUCACGUAAAUAGUUGGAUUUGUACAGCAGGUCAUAAAGUUGUGAAGAUGCAUAGUCCUAUUUUUUGUAGGGAUUGGCUGCAGGAGAUGUGCUAAGUUAUUGUAAUCAACAGUGCUCCAUGUGCUCCUCUUUGUUCCCGUAACUUAAUGUAAUCUUUCCUUCUGUUGGGACGGGAAGUAGCUGACUUGAAAGGACUGAGAUAUUUGUAUCCCAUUUUUGUUCUAUG